Messenger RNA from Triticum turgidum subsp. durum (durum wheat), 2055 nucleotides. The record is from the annotation of a GenBank genome assembly. Lineage: Eukaryota; Viridiplantae; Streptophyta; Magnoliopsida; Poales; Poaceae.
AUGGCGGAACCCCCGCCCAAACUCCGGGCAGCCGCCGCGACGUCAUGGCCGGAGCUGCUCGCGCCAUUCGACCUCUCUCGCCUCCGAAGCACGCUCUCCUCCCGCCCGCUCACCCCGCACCGUCUCGGGCGCCUCCUCGCGCUGCCGCUGUCCCCGGCCACCUCCCUCCUCCUCCUCCAGUGGUACGCCGCCUCCCAACCCGUCCUCUCGUCGCACCCCCUCCGGCCCUUGCUCGCCGCCGCCGACGCAGACCCAGAGCGCGCGCUCUCCCUCCUUGAAUCCCUCCCCUCCUCUCGCCACCCCCCUCUCCGGGAGACCCUCCUCAUACCGCUCCUGCGCUCCUUGCCCCCUGGCCGCGCCCUCCACCUGCUCGACCAGUUGCCCAGCCGAUUCGCCGUCUCGCCGUACUUCCGCUCGUACAACACCGUCCUCGCGGCACUGGCCAGGGCGAACUGCCACGCCGAUGUGCUCACGCUCUACCGCCGGAUGGUCCACCGGGACCGCAUCCCACCCACCACCUUCACCUUCGGUGUCGCUGCGCGCGCGCUCUGCCGCCUCGGGCGCGCUGAUGAGGCGCUCGCGAUGCUCCGCAGCAUGGCGCGGCAUGGGUGCGUGCCCGAUGUGAUGCUCUAUCAGACGGUCAUCCACGCUCUGUGUGCCCAGGGUGAGGUCGCCGAGGCUACCACGCUCCUCGACGAGAUGUUCCUCAUGGGGUGCUCUGCUGAUGUCAACACGUUCAAUGACAUUGUGCACGGGCUAUGCAUGCUUGGGCGUCUCCGCGAUGCUGCGAGGCUUGUGGACAGGAUGAUGAUAAGAGGCUGUGUGCCAAACACCAUGACAUACGGGUUCCUUAUCCAGGGCCUGUGCCGAGCAAGGCAGGUGGAUGAGGCACGCACAAUGCUCGGGAGGGUGCCAGAGUUGAAUGUCGUGUUAUUUAACACGGUGAUUGGCGGGUGUCUUUUGGAUGGGAAGCUAACAGAGGCGAUGGAGCUGUAUGAGAUAAUGGGAUCAAAAGGCUGCCCACCAGAUGCACACACUUACAGUAUAUUGAUACAUGGGCUUUGCAAGCUUGGGAGGCUUGGUUCGGCCAUGCGGUUGCUUAGAGAGAUGGAGGAUAAGGGUUGUGCUCCAAACAUAGUAACCUACACGAUCUUGCUGCAUGGUUUUUGCAGGAAUGGCAUGUGGGAUGACAUGAGAGCAACACUGAAGGUAAUGUUGGCAAAUGGCUUGAGUCUGAAUUUGCAAGGAUACAAUGGAAUGAUUUAUGCUGUAUGUAAGGAAGGCAGGAUGGAUGACGCGAUGUCACUCAUGCAAGAGAUGAAGAGUGAAGGUUGCAAGCCUGAUAUCUGCACAUAUAAUACAAUAAUUUAUCAUCUCUGCAACAAUGGCCAGAUCGAGGAGGCUGUGUAUCUAUUUGAAAAUUUGGUUGACGAGGGUGUUGUUGCGAAUAGAAUAACUUAUAAUACACUCAUUCAUGCACUGUUGUGCAAAGGAAGUUUGCAGGAUGCCAUACGGCUUGCAAAUGAAAUGGUACUUCAUGGUUGUUCACUUGAUGUUGUUAGCUAUAAUGGUCUGAUUAAAGCCCUGUGCAAAGAUGGGAAUGUGGAUCGGAGCAUGGUGUUGCUCGCGGAAAUGAUAGAAAAGGGAAUUAAGCCAAAUAACAUUUCAUACAACCUCUUGAUUAGUGAGCUCUGCAAGACAAGAAGGGUGCGUGAUGCACUAGAGCUCUCGAAGGAGAUGUUAAACCAAGGGCUUAGUCCUGACAUUGUCACAUACAACACACUCAUAAAUGGAUUGUGCAAAAUGGGAUGGAUGCAUGCUGCGCUGAAUCUCCUAGAGAAGUUACAUUCUGAAAAUGUGCAUGCAGAUACUAUUACAUACAAUAUCCUCAUUAGUUGGCACUGCAAAGCGAGAUUGCUUGAUGACGCUAAUAUGCUUCUAAACAGAGCAGUGACUGUUGGGAUAACACCUAACGAGCGCACUUGGGGAAUUAUGGUGCAAAAUUUUGUCAGACAGCCACUCAAUUUUUUAUCCGACGAGGUUGAAGGGCAUUAA